This is a messenger RNA of Trichosurus vulpecula (common brushtail), 2041 nucleotides long. RefSeq names its product exonuclease 3'-5' domain containing 1 (gene EXD1). Gene Ontology annotation, molecular function: nucleic acid binding; 3'-5' exonuclease activity. Gene Ontology annotation, biological process: nucleobase-containing compound metabolic process. The transcript is spliced from 11 exons. The record is from RefSeq and is a predicted model, not a curated record. The coding region runs from base 1 to 1617 and encodes 538 amino acids. Lineage: Eukaryota; Metazoa; Chordata; Mammalia; Diprotodontia; Phalangeridae.
AUGGAUCCCAGCAGUGAUUACCAUUUCUUAAACCAGAUUUUGGGGAGAAGGGUGAAAAUCACUUUAGUCUGUGGCAUCUUCCAGGGAGUGCUUCAACAUGUGGACCCUACCAAGAUUAUUGUUCUGAAAAAAGUCAAGAAUUUGGAGACUGGCCGAAGUGUCCCAGGAGUGAAGAUGUUUUUUGGCCAUGAGAUUGUGAAUGUGGAACUCCUGGAUGAUGUGGAACAAGGAGUAGGAGAAAAGACAGCUUCUGUCAGGGAUAGCCUAAAUACAGAAGGAACAAGGAUGGACAAAGUGAAAGAAGCAGACCAGAGUAUGAAUGAUUCAGCUUCUUCUUCCAUUGAGUCGCAUACUGUCACCUGGCUGAAUGACCUAAAAUACAGUCCAUCAGAGGAAGAAGAUGUGACAUACACAGUAGUUAAUCAGUUCCAACAAAAGUUUGGUUCUGCUAUGCUGCACAUCAAGAAACAGAGUGUCUUGAGUGUGGCAGCUGAAGGAGUUAAUUUAUGUCGUCAUGGGAAACUCUGUUGGCUUCAGGUAGCAACAAGUAGUCGGGUUUACUUAUUUGACAUUUUCCUUCUGGGAAAUCGAGCUUUCAACAAUGGACUUCAGAUGGUGUUAGAAGACAGGAAGAUUUUGAAGGUUAUUCAUGAUUGUCGUUGGCUUUCUGACUGCCUUUCUCAUCAGUAUGGAAUUGUUCUUUCUAACGUAUUUGACACACAGGUGGCUGAUGUCCUUCAGUUUUCCAUGGAAACAGGUGGCUUUCUUCCACAUUGCAUCAGCACCUUGCAGGAGAGCUUAAUUCGACACCUUAAAAUGUCUCCCAAAUGUGUCUCCUUCCUGGAUGACAAGCAAAAGAUGGUUCAGGAGAAUCCUGAAAUAUGGUUUAUGCGACCUCUUCCACCUUCGUUGCUGAAAGUGCUAGCCCUGGAGACAACAUAUUUGCUGCCCCUUCGCUUGUUGCUUCUAGAUGAGAUGAUGUCUGACCUGACUACACUGGUGGAUGCGUACUUAAAUACCUAUCGGGAAGGGUCUGGAGAUCUCUUAGGAGGCACAGAGCCAUCAUGUAUGGAGCUGCCAGAGGAGUUGCGUCAGCUGAUGGAUUUCCAGAGACUUCGAAGAGAACGAGCCAUGAAAGAUUUUGAGACAAAUGCAGAGGGGCUCCUAGUUAGACCACAGCUAAUAUAUCCCAAAGAAAAGCCAGUGGAAGAAGAAGGGAAACAGAAAAGCACCAGAGGUUCUUUGCCUUUUGAAGGAGCCAUGCUUCCUAAAGCUUUGGAUUUAGGAUAUCUCAAACCUCAGCAGGUUCAGGAAGAUACGUGUUUGCAGAAACAAGAAACAAAAUAUGAUGGUAAACAAGUGAGAACAAAAUAUCAAAAUUCAUCUCCCACAGAGGAGGCAGAAACCGAUGACUCCACCACAAAGGCACCUAGUUGCUUUGGCAGACAGGGGUCAAAGGAUGUCAAAGUAACUCGGAAGGAACAAAUGGACAUACCAAAACAGACACAAUCCAGCAUGUCCUUGCAAGAGAAAAUAGAGCUGCUGCUAAUGGGGGGAAAGGAAGAGGAAAAUGUAGAAAACAAAAUGUCUGUCUCUCUCACUUCUGCAGGAAACUAACACUUCUAAGAGAUUACUUUUAACCUUUAAAGAGAUCUAUAGUUCCCUGAUCUUAUUCUUGCUCAGCCUUAAACCUGACUCCUAGCUAAAUUCAUACAUAAAAACCUUGUAGUAACUAGCUGCCCUGCAAACUUGGAAGCUGGCACAGCCCCAGUAAUGGAGCAUGUGUGUAGUCAUUAUGUUCCUUCAAAGGGAAAGUUACCAUCUUCCUACUUUUGUAAGUGUGAGAAGACUUAGUUUUCCUCAGUGUGUGUAAUUUCCAUUUCUUACAUGUGAUUUUUUUUUUACUCUUCCUUCCCUCCUACUUCUUAGUUGUUUUAUUUUUUUGUUUAUUUGUUUUGUGAGGGUGGGAAAUAGGCAUGUUAAAUAAUGGAGAAAAGUCAAAUUCAGACUCAUAUAUGUCAUUGUAUGGCAAGGUUACCAG